Molecule: messenger RNA, 2686 nt
Organism: Trichosurus vulpecula (common brushtail)
Lineage: Eukaryota; Metazoa; Chordata; Mammalia; Diprotodontia; Phalangeridae
Product: hyaluronidase-1-like
Exons: 3
Coding region: 798-2108 (436 amino acids)
Biological process (GO): hyaluronan catabolic process; carbohydrate metabolic process
Molecular function (GO): hyalurononglucosaminidase activity
Source: RefSeq, a predicted model, not a curated record
AUCUCCUAGACUUCCUCCUUUCCAAUUCUCCUGAACUCCCUCUUUUGUUCCCUCGUUCCUCCAUUGUAUGGCCCUCCAAAUUCCUAUCCUCUCAUCCCACAGACACACCAACCCUCCUUUCCCCUGACUCAGUGCUCUCUCUUUCAUCCUCCUGUCCCCUCAUUCCUUUACUCAUAUCUCCUUACCUUCCUGUCCUUUCACCCCAUUCUCCUAUCCCGCUGUUCCCCAGUCCCCGAUGUCCUGACCCCAUUGAUCUGUCUCCUUGACUCUACGCUCUCCCCUCCCACUGUCUUUCUUUCCCAUUUCUCUGUCCCUAUACUCUUUUACCAGCCAAAGCAAGGUCAGGACCAAGAUCAGAGCAGAUCCCAAACUUCUCUACCCCUCAAUGGCCUGACUCUGGUAUUUUGUUUGGCCCUUCUUUUCUAGGCUUAGGAGCAUCUCCCUGGUGGCUUGGUCAGGCAGAUAUGGUGUUAGUGGGUUGCCCAUUUUAGUCACUUCCUAAUCCCAGAAUUCCCUUCACAAGCUGUGUUCUAGUGACUGUUCAAUCCAGGGGCUCCCUGAGUAAGUUGCUGAUCUUGCCCUGGUGGCUGACCCCAGGGCAUCCAGCCUCUGAACUAGUGAAUGUUUAACCUCAGAGUCUCGUUGUAUGUCUGUGAGUGUGAGAGUGUGUGUGUGUGUGUGUGUGUGUGUAUGUGUGUGUAAGCUUGUUGGCGGAGUCUGAAAGCAGAAGUUGAAACCAACUCACCAGCCGCUGUCCUGCCACAACAGAAUGUGAUCUCCUACUUCCACCAUGCACCAUGGCCCCAGGAGACUUCAUGGUUUUCAUCCGUGCCCUUCUGCUGAUCCUUCCAGACCUGAUCCAGGGCUUAGGGGGCCCUCUGCUGCCCAACGUCCCUUUUGUUGCCAUCUGGAAUGCCAACACCUAUUUGUGCCAACAGAAAUUUCAGGUGAACAUCAGCCUGGACACCUUCCAUGUGAUAGCCAACCCAGACCAGGUCUUCAAGGGGCCAAAUAUGACCAUCUUCUAUAGCACUAAGCUGGGCAUUUACCCAUGGUACACACCUGCUGGGCAGCCUAUCAAUGGGGGCCUGCCUCAGAAUGCCAGUUUCUGGGCCCACCUGGUCAAGUCCUAUAAAGACAUCCUGGCCACUUUGCCUGAACCCGACUUCAAGGGGGUUGUGGUCAUCGACUGGGAAGAAUGGCGCCCUAUUUGGGCCACGAACUGGGACUCAAAGAAAAUAUACCAGGAGCAUUCUCUAGACCUGGUGAGAGAAAAGCACCCAGACUGGCAUCCAUCCCAAGUAGAGGACGUGGCUAAGAAACAAUUUGAGGAGGCAGCCAGGGAAUGGAUGGUUGGCACCUUACAGCUGGGGAAGUUCCUGCGGCCCAGGGGACUCUGGGGCUACUAUGGUUUCCCAGACUGUUACAAUUACAACUUCCAGAAGCCCAACUUCACAGGAGAGUGCUCUCAGGAGGUCCAACGCCUGAACGACCAGUUGUUAUGGAUGUGGGAGCAGAGCCGAGCCCUCUAUCCUAGCAUCUACCUCCCCUUACAGCUGGCUGAAACAGGGAUGUCACUGCUGUUUGUCCAUGGGAGGCUACAAGAGGCACUCAGAGUGGAAGGGAGAACCCGGAAUCCUGGCCGGCCCAUCUUGCCCUACGUGCAGAUCUUUUAUGAGAAUACGGAUCGUUUUCUGCCCUUGGAGGAGCUGGAGAAUACCAUUGGGGAGAGUUUGGCCCAGGGUACAGAUGGAAUUGUGCUAUGGAUGAGUGGAGACCAUGACACCAAGGAAUCCUGCCAGGCUAUUAAGGACUACGUGGACACCACCCUGGGCCCCUUCAUCCUGAAUGUAACCAGCAUGGCCUACCUCUGCAGUGAGGUGCUGUGCUCAGGGCAUGGCAGAUGUGCCCGCCGCCAACAGCACCCCCAAGGCUUCCUUUUCCUCAGCCCAGCCAGCUUCUCUAUUCAUCGACAGCCAGACAGUGGACACCUGAGCCUUCGAGGUUUCUUGGCAGAGGAGAUGUUGGUCAAGAUGAAAACAGAAUUUAAGUGUCGCUGCUAUACAGGCUGGGCUGGGGAGCACUGUGAGCAUCAGGGCAGCCGCUGACUCCUCUGAAGAAACACUGCCUUGGGUAGGAACAAGAGAACAGCUGAAGGGGUCUCUGAUCCUCUGAUUCUCUGCAGGCCUGGCCUGUUGGGAGACAGCUUCCUCCCUAAAACUGCCCACCCACCCUUCAGUGACUGUCACUAUGCAGUAUAUGAGCUGUGUGACCUUAGAUAACUUACUCCAUCUCUCUGAACCCUGGGGUUCUCCUUGGUCAAAGGGCGUUAACAAUAGGACCUUAUUGGGUUGUUUGGAAGAAAGCGCUUUAUAAAUCACCAUAGAAAUGAGAGCAGUAUUAUUCCAAGGAACACAAUUAUAAAUCACACUGAGGGGAAAGUUGGUUUCUCAUACUUCCUGAUGGUUUUGUCUCUGGGUCAGUCUUUCCCACUAGGAUUUGUAUUCAAUGACAAGUCAAUCAUUUUAUCCACCUGUGCAAUGCUUUGCUGAAUAUUAAAAAGCAAUGCUCAAUUGCAGCACAGCCACUUGGCCUGGGACCAUCUCAGUCUGAAUGCUACUGAUUUGGUCAAUAAUAAGGAUGAGGGUAAUAAUUAAUAAUAAAGAGACUGACAUUUAGAAACUGA